Cylas formicarius (sweet potato weevil) is the source of this 2597-nucleotide messenger RNA. RefSeq names its product dynein axonemal assembly factor 3 homolog (gene Dnaaf3). The coding region runs from base 816 to 2144 and encodes 442 amino acids. Lineage: Eukaryota; Metazoa; Arthropoda; Insecta; Coleoptera; Brentidae. Gene Ontology annotation, biological process: axonemal dynein complex assembly; motile cilium assembly. The record is from RefSeq and is a predicted model, not a curated record. The transcript is spliced from 3 exons.
GAAAUAUAAUCUAAACAAUUCUAUUUUGUAGAAUAUACAUCUUGUGGUUGCGUUAUACAUGUACGUCAAACAGGAAUUGAUUACCUGAAAAAGCACUAUAAACAGCAAUUUAUUUUUUUUAGUAACAUAAUCUCUCAAUUUAGUGGGUCCAAACUACCCAUGAGAUUACAAAGCUCUUCUAGGCGAGGUAGUAAAGAUAUGCGGGUAUAACAUAUCAGAAAGUUUGAAUAGAGCGCUCUGGCGAUUACGAGAGGAACGUACCGCAGAAUAGGAAAUCGAAACAGUCACUUAUUGUAAUUUUUGCGCUAAUUAUAGGUAGUUCAUUACUUAAGUGGACCCAUUUCCCAUAUUUCGGCUCGCUCGUCACAAUAUUUAAAUCUAUUAAAAUCUUUGGGUUUGUCAAACACAACAGUGACAUUGAUCGUUUUCUGGACAGACGGCUUCUCUAAUUACGCUCCAUUGUCGCUUGUCAUAAUCAAGACUGUGACCUAAGAUUAAACCUAGGUACUUAAUUUUUUCUCCAUUUCGAUGUCUUAAGAAUUUAAUACAAUAAGAGAGUUAUCAAUAUUAAUUCAUAAAUCUUCUAAACGCUAUAUUUUCUGCAAUGUCUAGUAAUACAGUGCAACCCUAGAAAGUAAGGUAUUUUGUGAGUAAUCCAGUUUGACAUUUUUUUCUGUUUGUUAUAAGCGUUCUUUUAUAAAAUAAUUUAGCGUCCAUAAAUACCUUAGUUACCGUAGAAACCUGCCACUUAUUAAAUCAAUAACGGGCAUAAAUAUUUUUCUGUGAUCAGCAGCGUUUAAUAUCGAAUUAAAAUAAUGUUUUGGGGUUUAACUCCUGCUCUAGAUUUAUUAAACGAAUUCGGUAUACCAUGCGAUAAACAAAUUAACAUACUCUUAGUUGGAGGUACAGAUUGUCGACACGUUUUGACAACAUUGGCUAGAAGAUAUCGACACCAACAGGUUAAAAUCGACUUUUAUUUGAUGGAAGCUUGCAUGGAAACGGUCGCCAAACAACUUCUUCUGCUGAACACAGCCCUGCAACCUGAAAGUUCGAUCGGUCUCAAUCAGAAGACCAAAAUCUACAUGGAUCUUUACGGAAACGCUUUGUUAAGGCCUUCCGCUGCCAGAUACCUUACAAAUUUGGCACACGAUUUGCUCAGAAUGAUCACCGACUAUGACUAUCUAAAGAAAAAAAUGAGCAUCGUAACAUUAAAUUUGAAGUACAAGGAGAGGGACUUCAUCGAAAAUUUACUUAAAUUUUGGUGCUCGAAGAAUGAAUUUAAUAUCGUUGAUUGCUGGGAUAGAAGGUUGAGAAAGGAUUUAGGUGUGAGGUACGACUCGAAAUUGGGCGCAUUCGACUGGGACCUGCAUAUGCGCCUACAUGAGGUGGGGGGAAAACAAAUCUGCGCCCAAGAAUAUCGCAGUUUCCGGCUCAAUGGAGUCGCUUUCUCUUGGCUCGAAUCGGAAGUAUCCAAACCGAACCGGAGCUUAGUCUGCGCAGUGGUACCGAACGGCGAACGCUUCGGGCAUUACGGUUACCUAGGGGACAUUACCGUCGGUCCUUUCGUCGCUUACGGAUUGCAAUGCGAAGACAAAAGUUUUGCACAGUCCAGGAACGGCCAAAACGCAUAUAGGGCCACCGAUCUGACCGACAGGAAUUUAAAGCAAAUAUUCUACGAAAUUGAGCACCAAAUGAGAUACGAACACACGAAAACGAAUGACUUUCACCUGGGUGGUACCGUCCUGAAACAGGCAAACCUUGUCUUGGACGUUGGGGCUGUCGAACCGACGCCAAACUCUAACAGGAAAUGCCUGGCGCCUGACGAUGUGACCAUCAACUUUUUGUCCAUUGAUAUUUUAAAUAGGAUGGUGACUAACGAGAAAUAUGAUCGAUUUUUCGAUAUCGUUUAUUUUGCUAGCAAUUACGUAAAAUAUAUCGAUCGUUGCACAGUUCAAAAAAUAACCAAGUCCGGCGGAUGGGUAGUUGUCGAAAACCCGGUGUUUAUAUUGAGCAAUCGAAAAAAGGAUUUGGACGAGUAUGCCAGAAUCAUAAACGACCAAAUGCCAACAGAACAUUUUAAAAAAAUUGAAUGUGACAUCGAGCGAGAUUGUUAUUUUAAGUAUACGGUUCGACGUGAUACCUGAAUAAAUAAAAAUAAAAUUUUUUUUUUCAAUGCAUGUUUCCAUCAUAAUAGUUCAAAAAGUCAAAAACUGAUGCGCGAGGGUCUCUUUAUUAUCUUAAAAUUGAUAGGAAGGGGACAAGUUAGUGGAACAAAGGGCAAAAGAAAACAAAAACUUAGAUCUAUUCAAGCUACUGGAAAUUUGUAUAUACUACCAUUAACCAUUUAUAUAGUUACUUUAAUCUCUGUUGACAAAGCUUGUCGCUUUCUAGUGCUUUUAUUUCUCCAAAGGUUAAAUUUGUCAAAGAGCGGAACUCAGGAGAUACUGCAAAUUUCUACUGUACAGUAUUUGUACUCUAAAUUAAAAUCUAUUUGUUUGGUCGCAUGUCAAAAAGAAAACAGUAGUCGGCGAGGGAAAGAAGAUAAGUGUUUUUAGAUUAGAGGAAGAGGCAAAUCUAAAUCUGCUGAAGUGUUCUUA